ACCACGACGAACAACAACUCAACUUUCACCCCCCGAGACAGGAGAGAGAGAGAGAGAGAGAGAGAGAGAGAGGCAGGAGAGUAGGAGACAGAAGGAGAGUUAGCCGCCGAGCACGACGACUCCUCCCUCUCCUCUCCCCUUCCGGCUUCCACGCGUCGGGAACCGAAGUCCAAACCGAGAGAACAUCGACAUGGCGGCGGCGGUGGCGGCGCAGCUCCGCGGGCCCUCGGCGGCGGCGGCGAGGAGGUGGCCGGCCCCCUCCGGCGGCGUCCUCCGCUUCGCGCCGCUCGCUACGUCGACGGUCCCGGCGUCGAUCGCCCGGGGAUCGCUCCGCGGGGUUCCCGCUGGCGUCGUGCUGCCCAAGUUUAUGGCCUUGCAGCCAUUGAUAGCAAUGUGCAUGAAGGCGGAGUAUACCAGCAGUCCUGUUGAUCCUAAUGCUGUCGCGGAGCAUACAGAAGAUGAAAAUCAACAGCCAACCACUGUAUCGCCUACUAAUGCAGAAAUAGACAUAGACCAAGAGGCUGUUCCUCAACACAAGGGUGCAAUAAUACAUGACUUUUGCCUAGGGAUCCCUUUUGGUGGAAUUUUAUUUUCCAUGGGCCUUGUUGGAUUUCUGUUUUGGAGGAGUACCGUAAGUCUUACUUUCGGUGUUGCACCUGGCCUUGCAAUAUUGGCCCUUGGUGUGCUUAGCCUUAAGGUUUGGAGGAGUGGCAAGUCAAGCUUGCCAUUCAUACUGGCACAAGCAGCUGUUGCUGCUGCGGUAGCAUGGAAGCACUUCCAGGCGUACACCACAACAAAGAAACUGCUUCCCUGGGCUUUUUACACUGCACUCAGUGCCGCUAUGAUCUGCUUCUACUCAUAUGUGCUACUUGCUGGGGGGAAUCCACCACCAAAGAAGAAGGCAGCAGUUGCUCAAUAAGUCGUGUCCUUUCGUGUUAUCAUAGUUGUACUGAUAUAGGAAUGUGUUUGCUUUUUUUUCCCUUUCUUUUCCAUUGGUGAACAGCGAAAAGAAUAAGUUGUAUUCUACCUUAGCUCAUUUGGGUACAUAACGAGAAGACCUAAGAAAAUUUUUUUCUGCCUCAACAUGAACUAUUUUUUCCUGGACAGACGUAAACAAAAGUUCUCUCUGAAUUCUUACCACAAAAUUCCAUUGGCCACAUGGGCAUAUAUAGCUAUGUCCAUCCAAAAGUGUGUUUUCUCGUA
Oryza sativa Japonica Group (Japanese rice) is the source of this 1203-nucleotide messenger RNA. Its product is annotated as protein FATTY ACID EXPORT 1, chloroplastic. Gene Ontology annotation, molecular function: fatty acid transmembrane transporter activity. NCBI's taxonomy places the organism in Eukaryota, Viridiplantae, Streptophyta, Magnoliopsida, Poales, Poaceae. Gene Ontology annotation, biological process: fatty acid transport. The record is from RefSeq and is a predicted model, not a curated record. Gene Ontology annotation, cellular component: chloroplast inner membrane.